This is a messenger RNA of Grammomys surdaster, 3126 nucleotides long. RefSeq names its product otopetrin 1 (gene Otop1). Bases 19 to 1821 code for a protein of 600 amino acids. Gene Ontology annotation, molecular function: proton channel activity. Gene Ontology annotation, biological process: inner ear morphogenesis; proton transmembrane transport. Gene Ontology annotation, cellular component: membrane. NCBI's taxonomy places the organism in Eukaryota, Metazoa, Chordata, Mammalia, Rodentia, Muridae. The record is from RefSeq and is a predicted model, not a curated record. The transcript has 6 exons.
UGGGGACCAGACUGGAAGAUGCCUGGGGGCCCGGGCGCGUCCUCUUCUCCCUCAGCAUCCUCAGGCUCCCUGCAUGCGGCGCCGUCGGGGAUCACGGAAUGCCCUCCGCCCCUGCCUUCCCUAGCCCGGGGGUCUCCACAAGCUUCCGGUCCCCGGCGCGGCGCCAGCGUCCCGCAGAAGCUGGCGGAGAUUCUGAGCAGCCAGUAUGGACUGAACGUGUUCGUAGCGGGGCUGCUGUUCCUGCUGGCCUGGGCGGUGCACGCGACGGGUGUGGGCAAGAGCGACCUGCUGUGCGUCCUAACCGCGCUCAUGCUGCUGCAGCUGCUCUGGAUGCUGUGGUACGUGGGUCGCAGCUACAUGCAGCGCCGCCUCAUCCGCCCCAAGGACACGCACGCGGGUGCGCGCUGGCUCCGCGGAAGCAUCACGUUGUUUGCAUUCAUCACCAUCAUCCUGGGAUCCUUGAAAGUCGCAUACUUCAUUGGAUUCUCAGAGUGCUUGUCAGCCACGGAGGGAGUUUUCCCGGUCACCCAUGCAGUGCAUACACUGUUGCAGGUCUAUUUUCUCUGGGGCCACGCUAAGGAUAUUAUCAUGUCUUUCAAAACACUGGAAAGGUUCGGAGUGAUCCAUUCAGUGUUCACGAACCUGCUGCUGUGGGCCAACAGCGUCCUGAACGAGUCAAAGCACCAGCUGAACGAGCACAAGGAACGGCUGAUCACUCUGGGUUUCGGCAACAUCACCAUAGUUUUGGACGACCACACACCACAGUGUAACUGCACACCGCCUGCCCUCUGCUCUGCCCUCUCUCAUGGGAUUUACUAUCUGUACCCUUUCAACAUCGAGUACCAGAUCCUGGCCUCUACCAUGCUCUACGUGUUGUGGAAGAACAUUGGGCGCAGGGUUGACAGCUCCCGGCACCAGAAGAUGCAGUGCAGAUUCGACGGGGUCCUGGUGGGCUCGGUGCUGGGUCUGACAGUGCUGGCUGCCACCAUCGCGGUGGUUGUGGUGUACAUGAUCCACAUUGGACGCUCCAAGUCCAAGAGCGAGUCAGCGCUCAUCAUGUUCUAUCUGUACGCUAUCACGGUGCUGCUGCUUAUGGGGGCUGCGGGGCUAGUCGGAAGCUGGAUUUACAGGGUGGAUGAGAAGUCUCUGGAUGAGUCAAAGAACCCGGCCCGCAAGCUGGAUGUCGAUCUCUUGGUGGCCACUGCCUCGGGCUCCUGGCUCCUCUCCUGGGGCUCCAUUCUGGCCAUCGCCUGUGCUGAGACCCGCCCACCGUACACCUGGUACAACCUGCCCUACUCUGUCCUGGUGAUCGUGGAGAAAUACAUCCAGAACAUUUUCAUCAUCGAGUCCGUACACCUCGAGCAGGAGGGGGUCCCUGAGGAUGUGCGCACUCUGCGUGUGGUCACCGUCUGCAGUGGCGAGGCUGCUGCACUGGCUGCAUCCACUCUCGGGAGCCAGGAGAUGGCCGGGGAUGGGUCACCUGCUGUCAACGGGAAUCUGUGUCUGCAGCAGAGGUGUGGGAAAGAGGACCAGGAGGCUGCCUGGGAAGGAGUAACCGGGACAACUCGAUGUCUGGACUUCCUUCAGGGCGGCAUGAAGAGGAAGCUGCUCAGAAACAUCACGGCCUUUCUGUUCCUUUGCAAUAUCUCGCUUUGGAUCCCCCCUGCCUUUGGCUGCCGUCCCGAGUAUGACAACGGAUUGGAGGAAAUUGUCUUUGGCUUUGAACCCUGGAUAAUUGUGGUCAACCUGGCCAUGCCCUUUUCCAUUUUCUAUCGGAUGCACGCAGCUGCUGCCCUCUUUGAGGUCUAUUGUAAGAUCUAGCUUGAGUCCUCAUGAAAGGAGAAGGACUGGGGAACAAGGGGGUUCUGCAGCCACCUGCAAAGGGCAGGGCUGAGCAAACACUGUCGGACAAAGGCGGGAAGGAUGUCUUUUGUCUUGACUGUGUCUGGAGUUGCCCUUGCCCUGAGUGAGAGCGAGCAGUUAGAUCAACUGCACAAGGUAGCUGGAGCCUGUCCUUAGCCAGUUCCAGUCAAAUCCAAAAUGGUUUGAGCUCUUUGGCUGAGACCCUGUGUUUUUAGAAGAAAAUGAUCCAAGUUUGGGGGAAAAUGAUGGAGUUUUUCAUAACAAGCAUUUCCUGUCUGUAAUUUAUACAACUGUGCAACUUUUUCCUGGCCACCUGUAUAUCGAUCCAUCUACAUUUUUUUUUUCCUGCUCCGGGUUACUGGGUUUGGAAACAAAUGCAUUUUAGUUUGUAGUUUAAUAUUUGAGCUAGUUUAAUUUGGGGGCAAAAUUACAUUUGAUCAACUGCAUGAGGGGUUGUUUCUAGAUUAAUACAAGCACAUGGCCUUCCCUAUAUUUUUGGUUAAUUUUUAUUUGUGAUCAUUUUGAAGUACUAAAAAAAUUAAACAUUGAUGUUUUCUUUCUUUUUUUUUGCUACAUCUAUAUCCAGUUUAUGACAUAGAAAAUCUGAAUAUUUUUGGAACAUGAGACAGGAAAAAUGACCCAUGUUAUAUUGUUAGCAAUUACGUUGAAACAUCUUGCUGUAUCUUUCAGUUGUGAUGAUGUGGAGACUUUUUUUUUAAUUGUUGUACUUGCUAGUGAUAACCUGACAUUUCUAAUUUUACUUCACGCUUUCCUAUUUGACAGUAUGAUGACACUUUUCUCUACACUGUCAUAAAUUCCUGGCAAAUAUCAUUUUACUGCUGUCAGAAUAUCAAGUGAAUGUACCACAAUUAACAUCCUUUGCUUUUUUUGAUUUUAGAAUGCUCACAGUUUUGCUUUCCUAAGUGGCCCUGCAAAAGCCAACCGUGUUUAUAAAACAUUUCUCUUAUUUAAAAUUGCGUUUUAAAAGAGAUGGUUGGCCCUAUGUAUUCAUUGAUCCCAAAUCUGCAUUCAGCCAACUUUGCAUAGAAAAUACUUUUUAAGAAUUGGGUCUUGGGGCUAGAGAGAUGGCUUGCUGCCCUCAAAAAAGAACUAGAGUUUGGUUCUUAGUAUGGCAUCAGUUGGCUUACAACUGUCUGUAAUUCUAGCUCCAGAAGAACUGAUAGCCUUCUCUGGCUUCCAGGGACACCUACAUUCACAUGCAAGAGUGUGCUACCCCCGUGGAUAAAAAUAAAAUAAAGCUUU